This is a messenger RNA of Symbiodinium natans, 1527 nucleotides long. NCBI's taxonomy places the organism in Eukaryota, Dinophyceae, Suessiales, Symbiodiniaceae. The record is from the annotation of a GenBank genome assembly.
AUGUUCUUUGAUGGUCUAUCGGACUCUUGUGAAAGUGACGACGAGAGCGUUAGCUCCGAGCCAGCAGUGCUGCAAGCUUCACGUAGGGGCGACUUGGACAAGAUGAAGUUGCUGCUUGAUGCGGGCGAAGUGAGUGUGCGGCUCUUGCAAAAGUGCUUCCGAGGGGCGUGUGAGGCACCGGAAUUUUUCGAGCAGUCGGAAGCUACCAAAGCUGCUCAGAGAAAGGGGUGCCGUGCUGAGGCGGCGAAGUUCAUAAUCGACCACUUCGGCCUUGAUGUGAACGUCAAGAUUCCUGAGGAGGAGUACGAGUACGAUCCAGAGUACACCAGCGUGACAAUCGUUCACCGAUGGCCCCUCGAGCUGUCCCUCCUUUCCGCAGAAGCGUGCAAGAUGCUUCUGUCAUACCCGGUUGAGGUGGGAAUUGAAACAGCGAAAGGCACUCCACUGCAGUAUGCGUGCCACUACCGGCGUGGAGAUGUGGUGAAAGAGCUUCUCAACCACCCUGCCAUCGAUACCACGGGCGUUUGGCAAAGCCUCUUUGCAGAGUGUUCUUCUUCGCGGCCUUGGCCGGAAGGUGUGGAGGUGGCAGAGCUUCUGCUGGGCCACCCUGGUGCCAAGAAGGCACUAAACCAUCGAGGGAAGUCGGGCUUCACGCCUUUAUUCGGCCGCCUUCAAACCGUGGACCAGCGCCUCCUCAGGCUUCUACUCGCAGUUCCGGAGCUUGACGUGAGGGACGUGGAUGAGCAGGGGCAGAGCUUCCUGCACCGGAUUCUGUGGCGACCGCCAUGGAAACGCACAAGCCCUGCAGAUCUCCUGCGCGCUGUCCUUGCGCGUGAGGAGGUUGAUCUGCACCGCAAGGACAAGGAAGGCCGCAACGCUGUUGACGUGGUGCUGCACCGACUCGAACGUGUACCUCAAGAAGAGAAAGGCACCCUCCCUGCUCUCAAGGCAGUCUUGGAGGAGUAUGGUGCGCUGCCAACAGACGUACCUAAGAUUUCCUUUACUCUGCGCGACGGCAAGGUCUGUGAAUUGAAAGAGAAGUCUUGCAUGGAGGCUUCCCAAGUGUUCCGAGCUUACCUUACCACCGAGGUGGGUGUGCUUCAGCGGCAGUUUUCGUUGAAGGAGGUCAGCGAAAACACCUUUCGGUUCAUGCAGGCUGUCAUUGAGCAGAAGCCUGAGCCCAACCUCAGUGAUCUGUUGGCAUCGCGGAAGCGGGCGAGAGGCCAGCAGACGACCACGACAGACCACCAAACCCUGAAAGAGUUGCUGGUUGCGGCAGACAAGUACAUGAUAACGCCGUUGCAGGACAAGUUGGAGGCGUUCGUGGCGCAGCUGCUCAGAACUUCCGAGGAGGCAGAGGCCUUGAUCGCCUAUGCAGAGGCCGAGGUUGACGCCUUGUUUGCGCGGAGACUCGGGCAGAAGCUGUUAGCGCCGGUUGCCCAGAAGCUGGUCGAGCAGCAGAAGCCCGCCCGCGCAGUGGCCCACAUGAUGAGCUUGGGAAGAAAGUUCGACGUGGCUGAACCUUAG